AUGCAGAUAUUCGUGAAAACCCUCACCGGCAAAACCAUCACCCUUGAGGUUGAGUCCUCAGACACCAUCGACAAUGUCAAGGCCAAAAUCCAAGACAAAGAAGGGAUUCCGCCGGACCAGCAGAGGCUGAUCUUUGCCGGAAAGCAGUUGGAGGAUGGCCGUACUCUCGCUGACUAUAACAUUCAGAAAGAGUCGACACUGCAUCUGGUGCUCAGGCUUAGAGGUGGUAUUAUUGAGCCUUCUUUGAUGGCUUUGGCUAGAAAGUACAACCAGGACAAGAUGAUCUGCCGCAAGUGUUAUGCUCGUCUACACCCUCUUGAGGCCAAAGAAGAAGAUCAACUCCCCCUCCUCCAACGCCUGAACAACUUGGUUUUGGAGCUCGAUAAUAUGUCAAAAUUAGCUGAGAAGUGCAAUAUUCAGGUGCCCGUGGAGGUUCUCAACUUGAUUGAUGAGGGGAAGAACCCGGAUGAGUUCACUAGAGAUGUUCUGAAUAAUUGCAUUGCCAAAAAUCAGAUCACCAAAGGAAAAACUGACGCCUUCAAGGUUUUGCGUAAGAGCCUACUAGAGGAACUUGAUCAGGCAUUCCCCGAUGAGGUGGAAGCAUAUAGGGAGAUACGUGCGAGCUCCUCAUCUGAAGCUAAACGCUUUGGGCAGGCACAAAGUAUGCUACCUAAUGGAGAUGUCAAGGUUAAGAGUGAAAUCUAA
Messenger RNA from Oldenlandia corymbosa var. corymbosa, 705 nucleotides. Lineage: Eukaryota; Viridiplantae; Streptophyta; Magnoliopsida; Gentianales; Rubiaceae. The record is from the annotation of a GenBank genome assembly.